This is a messenger RNA of Penicillium olsonii, 1059 nucleotides long. The record is from the annotation of a GenBank genome assembly. NCBI's taxonomy places the organism in Eukaryota, Fungi, Ascomycota, Eurotiomycetes, Eurotiales, Aspergillaceae.
AUGCCUGGCGUCGACCAAAUUCGCACACUUCUCCCCUUUCGCAACUUCCCUUCUACACUCACCACACUUCCACACUUCCACGCUCUGUUUCGAACCAACCUCUCCAGCAUGGUGGAAGUUAUUGAGAUCGAUCCCUCAAAGCGGGAUGACCUGACUCCAAGCGAAGCGGAUAUGCUUCACAUCAUGAACGAGGCCUUGACGUCUGAAGUCGACCCCGUCGCAGCACCGGUUUCUCUGGCCAAUUCCCUCCGGGAAUAUCCCUCCUCGCAGGGAUCUGAAUCUCUCAACAUCGCCAAUACAAAUCUUUGGUAUCUCUGGAUGAUAUUACUGGAAGUGGUGCUCAACGUGCCUGUCGAUCAUCCGUGGCAUGAUAUCCUCACUGCAACUGUCGAUGAGCUUCGGCGGGAAGGUGGGACGGUCGCGGCCAGUAAUCUGAAGCUCAAAUGGGAAGACUUACCCUUUCUCCGCAUGUAUCUCUUUGACAAAUGGACCGGUGAGCUCCCCGCCCCAAUUUUGUCCCGUCAUUCUCACAUCAAAGAAGACCCCACAGAACUUGACGACUACACACCUGAGGACCUCGAGGCCUGGAAGCAGUUCAACUCAUUUGCUUCGCGCCUGUUGUCUCCGGACUUUACACCAUGGCUCAUACUUCCUUAUUGGGAAAUAGCCGCUGGGCUGGAGACUGUCGUAGAAGACGCAGCCGUGUUUGAAUGCGAAAUCUGGGCCGCAACAGAGUGGUUGAUCCGAUGUGGAAGCAUCAUCUUCCGGGACAUGAGUUCCAAGGAAGAGUUGGAUUCUGAGACUUCGCUAUCUAUGAAGCCCGGGCCAUUGUGCGCGGACAUCCCCCCGCUCAGCGUUCAGAGAUGGGAUUUCUGGCAUUCAAGGCUCGUGGAAGUCAUCGAAAAUGAAUCAUCAAAUAAAGCUGCUGCUGGUGGUGUUCCGCUCCCCCUAUCGCGUCUUAAUCAGGCUCUUGCUGUGAUGGAGAAAGCGCGCCUUGAUGUUGAACUUGAAGGUCAAAAUCUAAAGGACCAAGAUAGCAGCGAUAGUGUGGACAGUUGA